This is a messenger RNA of Prinia subflava (tawny-flanked prinia), 3894 nucleotides long. It is a transcript of the gene LCP2, whose product is annotated as lymphocyte cytosolic protein 2. The coding region runs from base 1065 to 2708 and encodes 547 amino acids. Gene Ontology annotation, molecular function: protein binding. NCBI's taxonomy places the organism in Eukaryota, Metazoa, Chordata, Aves, Passeriformes, Cisticolidae. The record is from RefSeq and is a predicted model, not a curated record. The transcript is spliced from 21 exons. Gene Ontology annotation, biological process: cell surface receptor protein tyrosine kinase signaling pathway; intracellular signal transduction.
GAUGCAUUUCAUUUCUCCAUAAAAAGAAGAGGAACUUUCCUUCCCAGUGCUUCAGAACUAUGCACCUAUCCUUACUAGUCCAGGAAGCUCAGAAAUUGCCACCUUUUGUGCAGUCUAAGGGAGGAGUAGCCCAAGGAUUGAUACCAGCACAGCUUUGGGAGAGGUCCCACAAAAAGAAAAGGGAAAAUGGAUGUGCUGAAUGUUUUUAAAAACUGACACACUUGGAAUUACUCAAUGUAAUCUCAGCAAAGAGAUCUGCUGAUAGGAGGGUGCCUGAAUUGGUUGUGCAGGACAGAUAAAAGUCUAUUGUGUCCCUGUAAUAAUCAUAUGGUUUUGUGGAUUCUUUUUCAGAUACAAAAAAUCAUCAUAAGUCAAAAAAUGAACUACUGAUACAGGGGCAACAUAACAAUUUCUCAUCUAAACUCGUACAUUUUUAGUUUCACUGGGUGAUUCUUUAUUUAAAGGGAUGCUGACUGUAAUUCCAUCAUUAAUUCAUUAGUUCCUCAUUAUGUACAUCUCUGACAAUAACCUUUAAUUGUACAAAGAAAGAUAUUUCACCUACUGAGGUAAAUUAAAGAAGUUUCUCUUAAAUGAAGGUUUUCUUCUUUGAGGGGCUUACCUGGGCUAGACUUGCACAGAAGAGUAACCCACGCCUGUGCAGAUAAUAUGACAAUAUUUUAAUGCAUGUAUAAUGUGAGUAAAUACAUAAAUAUUUAUGUGUGCAGUUACAAGCAAUGAGGGUCUAUAGGCACUUACUUCUAUGUAGCAGGCAGAGCAUUUUCAACCCUCUGCGGUGCUUCCUUGUUUACUUAUUUAUAUUCAGAGAAAGGAAGUGGUAAGGCUGACUAGCUGAAACUUUUCUGAGAAGAGACCAUUUUGUACCAGAGGAAGCAGUGUCUCUCUGGAACUCACAGCACCAUUUAAACCAGAGCGGUUCCUUGAGAGAAGCAGCUGGAGGUUGGGCAAGGAAUUCCUUGGAAGUGGCCACACAAAGCGAGUCCAUGGCUGUGUCAUCGGCAGCGUGGCUAUGAACCCUCCCUGACUGCCCUGGGGACAAAGCAGCCAUGGACCUGCGGAACGUCCCCUACCGCUCCGAGGUGCUCGCCUGGGACCCAGACGAUUUGGCAGAAUAUUUCAGGACGCUAAAGUAUAAGGACUGUGAGAAAGUCGUGAGGAAGCACAGCAUAAAUGGACAAAGGUUUUUGAACAUGUCUGAAAAUGAUAUUCAGAAAUUUCCAAAGCUCAGAGUGCCAAUUUUAAGUAAAUUAAGCCAAGAAAUAAACAAAAAUGAAGGGAGGCUCUCUUUCCUUCCAAAAUGGGCCCAAACACAAAAACCUCCAGAAAACACAGGGUACGCUCAGGAUGAUGGUGGCUGGUCUUCAUUUGAUGAUGAUGAUGACUACGAAAGCCCUGAUGAAGACCAGGAAAAGGACGAUGAGGCUGACUAUGAAUCACCCACAGAGGAGCCUGAGGAAGCAGAACAUGACAGUGAUGGCUAUGAGCCACCUCCAUCCAAUAAUGAUGAAGCACAUCACAAUGUCAUAUUUCCUGCCAAGUCACUUCCAAGCAGCACAGAUUAUAUAGACAGACCUUCAACAACCAGAUCACCACAUCAGCCUCCACAUCAGCCUCCACAUCAGCCUCCACAUCAGCCUCCAGUACCGCCCCAGCGACCUGGCCCAGCCCCAGGACCAGCCCCAUUUGGGGGAAGAAGUGCUACUCUGCCAGCUUUCCCUCCUCCACCAAGCAACAGUGACUUGAACAGAGACAGAAACAUGAAGCCUUUAAAACCCCCAGCUCCUUCUAUAGACAGAAGCACAAAACCCUCUCUGGAUCGCCUUGUUCCCCCGUAUGAAAGAGAAAGCCCAGCAUCAGGGAAGAAGCCAGGCAUUCCUGAAAAGCCUCUGGUUUCACAGCUAAGAGCCCUGGGAGAGCAGUUAGCAAUGAUGCCAAAACCUCCCGUCCCACCAAGUGACAGAUAUGAAAGAGGCAAUCCUCCUCCUCUGAGGAAGCAAAGCCCUGGAAAGCAGAGUUGGCCACCACACAAGAAAAAUGAAGAAGAAGAAGACACUGCCCUCCAAAGACCAGUGCCACAGCUGUCUUUGCCCCCAUACAGCUCCAAUGCAUUCCCACCCAAAUCUGUCAAGCCUCCACCUAAGCCAGGAUCCAACAGCAUUCCUGCUGCAGAAAGUGCUAGAAACCUGUCUUCAACUGUCUCUCUACCACCACGCUUCCAUCCAGGCAGCAACAGCAGAUCUCCUUCAAGAGGCCCAGCUGACAUGAGACCCCCACUGCCAGUUCCUAGCAGACAGACUGUUCACCAGACAAACACGGAGGAAGAUGAGCCCCAGGGCUCUCUGAAGGAGGAGUGGUACGUGGCUCUGGUCAGCCGGCCCGAGGCAGAGGCAGCGCUGCGCAGGAUAAACAAGGAUGGAACAUUCCUGGUGAGAGACAGCUCUCGAAAAACUGUUACUCACCCAUAUGUACUGAUGGUGCUGUACAGAGAUAAAGUGUACAACAUCCAGAUCCGCUACCAGGAGCAGGACCACUUGUAUUUGUUAGGAACCAGCUUAAAAGGAAAAGAGGAAUUUUCUUCUGUAGCAGAUAUCAUUGACCAUUUCCAAAGAACACCCCUUCUUCUGAUUGAUGGAAAAGACAGAGGUUCAAGAAACCAGUGCAUGUUAAAAUAUGCUGCAGGACAUAUUUAAAUGAAACUUUAGAGAAGAUCACAUAUGGUACUGAAGCCUCCUGAAGUUUCUAAAAGUCAAGAUAUUUCCCUUUUCAGCAAACUAAAAUGAUGAAAUCAUUAAAAUUCAGUUUCAAAGAAAAAGGACUAUGUUAUUUUUAAAUUACGCCUUAAAUACAGUACUCUAUAAAUAUAAUUUUCCUACUAAGUGUUUAUUACUGUCCAUUAAUCAUACAGCACAUGAUAUUUUUUAUCUUCCAAGAUAUGUAUAUCCUCUUGAAAUUAUUUUCACACCAAAUUUGAUGAACCAUAAAAAAGUAUCAGUACAAGUCUCUGCUUUCAUAGCAGCUUUUCUUUUGGAUCAGAAUUGCAGCAGCAAUUUUGUUAUUUGAAGUGAUACAGAGUAGACCCAAACAUUGUCAAAGCUGAGGAGCAGACAAAAUAAAAGCCAUUAUUUUCUUCAAUAAAUCGAACUCUGCUCACUUCUAUGAAAAGAUCAACUCAGAUCUCAAAGACACACAGGUGUCAGUGGCACCAGAAGUCCUCCAACCCUGGAAAUGCAGGUGCCUGUCAGGAUCUGUUAUUCAGAUUUAUUCAGGGUUAUUCAGCUGUGAAACUGUUUGUUCCCACUUCUCCAGGAAACCACCACACCCACACACAGCACAUCCUCUGUGCCACAGCCCUGGGGAUUCCACACCUCAGCCCACAACUGGAAUUUUGUAUUUCCUCGAAUUCUCUAACCUCACCCAGAAAAAAGAUUUUCUCCACACAGAUCUCUCUUCCACUGUGUCUUUCUGACUGAAUCAAGACUGCAUUUUUACAGGGAGCACAUCAACAGAAUUAUCAUCGUGUGUUCCUUAAGUGGCAGAAACCCCCCAAGUCUCUUAGAAAGCACACACAGUCACGCCAAACUUGGUUCCUCUUGCACAGCUACUUUCUGUUUUACUGUAUUUUGUAAAGAAAAAAAGAGACACUCACAGUUUAAAAAUACAAGCUGCAAAAAUACAAAAUACACUGAAGCCUCCUGAAUCAAGAGUUUCCCCUCACCUUUGUUAAGUGGAAUUUUAUCCAACCCUUUGCCUUGAGUUUCAAUUUCCUUUGUGUUCUGACAAGACCUUGGUUUGAAUAUUAUGCCUUUGUCACACUUUUCCCCCUUUAAAGCCAUUGUGUCUAUAUCAGUUAAAACACUGGAACCAAAAUUCAAGGUA